Molecule: messenger RNA, 585 nt
Organism: Penicillium atrosanguineum
Lineage: Eukaryota; Fungi; Ascomycota; Eurotiomycetes; Eurotiales; Aspergillaceae
Exons: 2
Coding region: 1-585 (194 amino acids)
Source: RefSeq, a predicted model, not a curated record
AUGGACAGAACCGACCGGAAAGGGCUAAUGCCGAUGAUAGAUGAAAGACUGGGCCUGCUCGUAGCCCCGAAUGCCGUACGUCUCCAGCCAUCGGCGCAGGACGGCUAUGCAUGGUCCGUUACCAAGUCCAAGGAAAGCCUUAUCCAGACGAGCCUGAGCAAUGGCUCUGUGGGCUUGUACCGGGCUAUUCGGGAGGAGCUCGGGCGGUCUCUCGAGGCAGUAUCCCCGCGGAUCCUGAGGCAAGACGGCGAGGAGCACAGCACGCAGCCGGACACGCGUCGACUUUCAGAUAACGAGACAGAGAACGAAUCGUUUACUGCGAUUAUUCGUCGACUCGAGCACGAGAAUCAGGAACUUCGAACACAGCUUGCUCGCGCCAGGGAGGAGUCGGAACAAGCACGACGACACCAUCAAGACUGGGAAGCGAAAGCCUGUCGAUUGGCAAAUGACAAUGGGAUUGCUCGUGUCUCCGAGAGAAGGCUCAAAAGCCAAGUGAGUCGCAUGCAAAGGGCGGUCUCCGGGGCAGUGCGGCUGUUGGAAGAUCAUACACCUGGGGAGAGUUCUAGAAUUUCCUUGGAGGAAUAG